AAAUAGUUGUUCUUUUCCAGUUUCAGAUUAUUCGUCUUGUUGUUGUGUAUCAUUGCCGUUGUGCAAUGCCAAUAUACGCCACACUCUUGUGGUGGAAUUGGAGACACGACCAAUAUUGGAAUAUCAAGUCAAGGUCUUCCUGGAAAUUCCAACUUUGACGAGUUCAAUCAAGUUUGCUAUGGAAGCAUCAAGAAGUCUCUCAAAGAACUAAAUGACAGCGUCAUCGAAAAAGAAUCGUAUGUUAAGAAAUUCGCCGUAGCCAUUGACCAGUUGAAAUCCCUCUGCUCCACCAUAAAAAGAGUCUAUUCUUUCAACACGACGUUCCAAAACAGUUUGAGUUCUCUCGACCAGAUUCUUAAGGAAAUGGAUUAUAUAUCGAAGUUUAGUGUGAUCGUUCCAGCUGUUGGUAAAUUGCGCGCACUUGUUAUGAAAAAGAUCCUGCCCAUGGCCAUGGAAGCGUUAGAGUAUGCAUAUAUUGGUGUCAGAAACGUUAUUGUUUCUUUGAGAAGAUUCUUAGGGCAAACGUACAGCGAUAGUUUGGAAAAUCUUCUUAUAGAAAUAAACAAAAAAGGUCCCAAAGUGUGUGUAGACUCAACCUCGAUGGGAAAAAGCCUUAGCAACGAGAAGGUUGAGCUUAUGUCCACCUCUGAAUCCUCCAUAGUCCUACUACAAGCCAUGUUUGAAAUACAGGAAUGUGCCAACAAGGAGUGCCCUUCUAGGAAUCAAACUUGCUUUGAUUGCUGGAAAUUUAAUAACAGUUUUGGAAAUGUUCUUUAUCUAAUUCAAAGAUGGAAAGAAGGUAUGCAGUUGUGCUCUAUAAAGAUGGAUAAAUUCAUUGAUCGUUUAAAUGUGACAGCUAAGAUCAACGCCAUAUUUGACACUGCUUUCAACACAACAACAGAAAUUGACCAAUUUCUCAAAAUCGUCUUAAGAAGUCUAGCAAAAUCUGCGAAAUCAAUAGAUCCACUUGAAAAACAUCUCCUCGCGUGCUGCCCAUGUGCACGACCGAAUCGAAUGCUGUGUGACCAAGAGGCUAUCAAGAAUUCUACCCGUUCAAUAACUUGCCCCUUGGAGCUCCUAGUCAAUUUUAAAAUUUUCGAUUUACUUCAAUCUGUUGAUAAGAAUGUUGAAAAGCUCAGAGUUACGCUUUUUUCGGAUGUCAUUUUGGAUAACUACAUUCCACCCACGAGAUUUGAAAUAAAUGUGCCUAAAUAUUUCCAGGAAUGUUUUGGAAGCUCCAGUUUCAAAAGGAAGUUUACAAAGCUGUGUAGCCUCCCAACCGUGGCAACAACCCUGAGGUUUCGUUCACUAAUUUAUCCUAUCUUAAAGCAUUCAUUCAUCGCUCAAACCUACAGUUCUUUACAAGUGGAUAUUGAUCAGUCCUGCACUCAAGUCAAUGAAUCAUUCGAACACUUUGGAAGGACAAUGACCGAGUGUGAUGGCCGAAUUGCCAUGGCGAUAUCCAAUUGUAAAAAACAUUCUUAUGAUCCAGAUCCUGGGGUUGAUUAUUGUCCCUGCCAAAUACCAACAAAAUUAGCAGAUGAAAAGCAACCUUAUUGCGUUGUCUCGAAAAGAUCUGUACUUAUGAACUGUUCAUCCCAUUGUUUAAAUAAUGGCUUUAAACCAGGAAAAAAUCCGACCGGUGACAACGCCAAAAUGAACAAAACGUACGGGUAUCCCGUGUGCGAUAAUCUGAAAUACUACUGCAAGAUUUCAGAUGUUAGCGUAAAGAAUGGAAAUGUGAAAUGUGAUAGCGAGUACAUAUUUCACAACAGGACAUGUCAAAUUGUCCCGAAUCCGGGAUUUAUUUGUCCUGUUCAUAUGAUCGAGUGUAGUCCUUUUGGUUAUCCAAUUAAGGGAGUUUGCUGGAAUUAUCCUGUCGUUGAAUGUGUGAAAGAUGAUGUUAAACGCUAUUCCGCCUGUACUUGUAACAACAAUUACAAAUUCAACACUGGUAAAAUAUUGUGCCAAUAUGGGAACUUCCAAGGCGUGGCACCAACUACAGAUUCUGCCCUGGAGCUGCGGAAGACUUUUAAUUGCUUUGAGCGGCUUGGUCUGGAUGAAGACAUCAAGAAAGACUGUGGUGCUUCAAUGAGCCCAUGUGUCAUCCAGACGUCCAUCGUGAAUCCUUACAAAGGAUGCAAGUAUGCCUCCAACACCAACCAAGACUCCAAUAAUAUAGGCUAUAUUCUUGGUGGUUCCUCUGGGGGAGUUUUGAUAGUGUUCGUAUUAGCCAUUAUGUAUAAGUAUAAAAUUUUAAGAUGUCCUGAAUAGUAUAAGAAAAGCAAGACAUUUCCUUACAAAAAUCCUAAUGAUAAUUAAUAAGGUACAUAUUACACACCUAUCUGACAAAAAAGUUUUCGGGUGACAAAAAGGUGAUAUCAAGCUAGGACAGGAAUAGUGAUUUUGUUGUAAUGGCAUCAAUAAUUCUACGUAUAAUGAUAACUAAGCUGACUGAAAGCUGGCUGAUUUGAUGGAUAGUCAUCGAAGUCUAGCAGUUUUAUUGUAAAACUUCGAUCCAUUAUUGUUAAAUAACCGAAUUUCAAAGAUUUGUUAUUUUUGAAAUUUGAAAUAAUGUAGUUAC
This is a messenger RNA of Exaiptasia diaphana, 2584 nucleotides long. RefSeq lists its product as uncharacterized. NCBI's taxonomy places the organism in Eukaryota, Metazoa, Cnidaria, Anthozoa, Actiniaria, Aiptasiidae. Bases 364 to 2274 code for a protein of 636 amino acids. The transcript is spliced from 3 exons. The record is from RefSeq and is a predicted model, not a curated record.